Molecule: messenger RNA, 1935 nt
Organism: Colletotrichum truncatum
Lineage: Eukaryota; Fungi; Ascomycota; Sordariomycetes; Glomerellales; Glomerellaceae
Source: RefSeq, a predicted model, not a curated record
AUGAAAAUGGCGUCCAAGGUCGCCAUCUGGAUGUCAAUCAUCCUCGCGACCAUUACAGCGGCCGCCCCCUACUCUUCAACCUACAAUUAUGGCUUCGAUGCUGGAAACUUGGUCAAACGUCAAACGCAGCAACCCAUAAUUGUCAGCAGACUGCCCUCGAUCAACGGAACUGUUCCGGCUCGACCGGAGAUUAGAGAGAUGAAGCAAAACCCCUACAAGUGGAAUCUUUUCCUACUUUCCAUGAGCAUGUUGCAAUACACGGACCAGAAUGAUCAGCUUUCUUGGAAGGUAUUCAUGGCGUUCCUUUCACCCCGUGGAAUGGCGUCUCAGGCGCCCCAGGGGUUAAUGACCGAGGUUACUGCACCCACAUGUCUAUCCUGUUUCCGCCAUGGCACCGCAUUUAUCUUUCUCUUUAUGAGGUUAGAUGACUCUCUUCCAGUGCCUCGAUACAAUCUACUGACACCGCGGCAGCAAGUUAUCUUUCGUCUUAUCCAAAUGAUUGCAAGUUGGUUUACGGAUCCCAUUGAACGAGCAGUUUAUCGUGCCGCUGCCACCGAAUUCCGGAUUCCAUAUUGGGACUGGGCUAUGACACCACCGCCCGGGGAGAGCACAUUCAUGCCCGAAUUCGAAGCACCUGGUAUCCAAGUUUACGGCCCCAAUGGAUGGCAGUUCAUCGCGAAUCCCCUUCACAGCUAUAAAUUUCGUCCACUAGAUCCCGAGGUGUUUUCUGAAGGAGAUUUUCCAACCUGGACAGAGACCAAGCGAGCGCCCUUCGAAACAAUGGACAACCGCAGCAUAGCGCACGCCAUCGACCAUGCUAGACCGGCCCUGCAGGAGAGACUAUAUAUUCUUUUGUCUAACUACAAGGAUUACGGACCCUUCAGCAACAAGUACUGGAGCACCGCCACCAACCAGUCUCAGUUCGACUCUGUUGAGGCACUUCAUGAUGCGAUGCAUGUGUUGGUUGGAAACCGUGGCCAUAUGUUCUACAUCCAGUACUCGGCCUUUGAUCCAAUUUUCUUCCUUCAUCAUACCAUGAUAGACAGGGUUGUCAUGAUGUGGCAAGCUCUGAACCCGACAUCAUGGGUAACGCCUCAGGUCGGAAUGGAGCAUUCAUUCACCAUGCCACCAGGGGAAAUUCAGAAUAUCACAACAGACCUGAAGCCCUUCUACGCAAAUGCCAGCGGCGGUUUUUGGAAUUCGGCAAUGGCAAGGGACACAUUACCCUUCGGAUAUUCGUAUGCAGAGACGACUCCUGUUCAGGAGAAGUGGAGUUCUGAAGAUCGCGCCCGGCUCAUUGAGACGAUCAAUCGGCUAUAUGGAUCAUCCAGUCCAUCGAGUCUAAGCCAGAAGCGUAGAAGAAUCUUGCCAAGAAGGGGGGGCGAGGCCAUUUCACAAAUUCGCAAAGGCAUUGUAUUAGAUGAAGCUGUGACGGAUUUUUUAGAGGGGCCCGACGUUGUUACAAAGUCGAUCAACGAAGGCAACUUGUACACUGAAUGGAUCGCCAACGUGCACGUGUCAAACGGGGCGCUGAAUGGUUCGUUUGCAAUUCACUUCUUCCUUGGCCAGGUUCCUCGGGACAUAGGGCUAUGGUUAGUAGCUCCGAGUUUAGUUGGAUCGAUGAACGUCUUUGCCAUGAAAAACAUGGGCACUGGCCACCACAUGUCUGGAACAGUUCCGUUAACAUCAGCUUUGAUGCGAAUGGUGUCUGCGGGAAGAAUCAAGGGGCUCGGUCUGGAUCAUGUGAAACCAUUCCUGCAGGCGUUUCUUCAGGUUCGCAUUGUCGGAGAGGACGGAGUCGAAGUAGACGUGAACUCCUUGAAGAGUCUAUAUGUUCACAUAGUAAGUUCUCAGGUCCAAGAGGCUAGGCAUGCAUGGGAGCUUCCAAGCUGGGGUCCUGUAAUUGAACGGUUCAAGUUGAAAAUUAGUCAAUAG